CCCCCUGUCCCCACGGGCUCCAGCCAUUUCCGGUUCCCCCCGUCCACCCCGUCAGAGGUGCUGUCCCCAGUGGAGGAGUUGAGGUCCCCUGCUCCGUACUCGGUGCUGGGCCGGCGCCUGGCCCGGGGCUCGGUCAGCGACUGCAGUGACGGCACAUCAGUCACCUCGGAGCUGGAGGACGGCCUGCAGGCCGAGGAGCGACGGGGGGCAGCAGCCGCGGCCGCGGCCGCCAUGUCCUCAGCUGCCGGCUCCGAGCUGAACGGCCUGCGCCCGGCCGCAGCCUCAGGCCUGUUCCGCCUCUACCCCCGGCGCCUGCACCCGGACCCCCUCAGCCCCUUCCCGGCCUCCCCCAUGGGGGCGGGUCCGGGCCUGGGGCUGGCACCCACCCUCUCGCCCGCCCUGUCGGUCACCCCCACCCACCUGAGCUACACGCCGUCGCCCAGCCUCAGCCCCAUGUACCCGGGUGGCAGCCAUUUCUCCUUCAACCCGGAGGACAUGAAGCGCUACCUGCAGGCGCACACCCAGAGCGUCUUCAACUACCACCUCAGCCCACGCGCCUUCCUGCACUACCCCAACAUCGUAGUGCCACAACCCCAGAGGCUGGAGGCCAAGCCAGGCGCCGCCGGGACCCACCACCACCCCCACCACCCGCCUCUGGCCCUGCCCUCCUUGGCCCUGCCCACCCUGGGACCAGAGGAGCCGCCCUCCUUCAAGUUCAAGCUGCAGCCCCCGCCCCCGGGCCGCAAGAACCGCAACAAGGCCAGGCCUCAGCUAGGCCCGGAGCCUGAGGAGGCCCCAGGCUGCAGCAGCAGCAGCAGCAGCAGCAGGCCCCUGCCCCAGAUCAAGGUGGAGCCCAUCUCGGAGCCCGAGGAGGAGGAGGAGGAGGAGGAGGAGGACGUGACGGUCGAGGUGACGGACAUCAGCGAGGAGGAGAGCGACGAGGAGGUGUUCAAGACCCCGACGGUGGCCGAGGUGCCCACCGUCGCUGCCCCCGCUCCUGCCCCUCCUCCUCCAGCCCCCGCCCAGGCCCCCGCGCCCCCCCAGCCCGACUCCCGAUGCAUCCCCCUCAAGCUCCGCUUCAAGAGGCGGUGGAGCGAGGACCAGAGGGCCGGGGGGCUUGCCGCCGCCAUCGCCGGGGGCGACCAGAUGGACGACAAGAAGCCGCGGCCCGAGGACCCGGCAGGCUGCCCCGGGGGCACCCGACGGGAGAGCACCGACCUCCAGCAGGCCACUGCCGAGCUCUCCCUGGAGAACAAGGAGGC
Molecule: messenger RNA, 1262 nt
Organism: Chiloscyllium plagiosum (whitespotted bambooshark)
Lineage: Eukaryota; Metazoa; Chordata; Chondrichthyes; Orectolobiformes; Hemiscylliidae
Source: RefSeq, a predicted model, not a curated record